Messenger RNA from Marasmius oreades (fairy-ring Marasmius), 1161 nucleotides. RefSeq lists its product as uncharacterized. Bases 1 to 1161 code for a protein of 386 amino acids. The record is from RefSeq and is a predicted model, not a curated record. The transcript has 9 exons. Lineage: Eukaryota; Fungi; Basidiomycota; Agaricomycetes; Agaricales; Marasmiaceae.
AUGGGAACUUCAUAUCUCAAUCAACCCGUUCGACGCCCAUGUCGUUCCGUCUGGGCGAGUAACAUCAGCCGCGUCCGCCCAAGUGGAUCUGGAAGCAAGCUACCCUCACCUGAGCGGGAGAUAAUCGAUAAUCCUUCGCUCAAGAACGGCCCAGUCUGGAAUCAGUUUACCGGAGGCCAAUUUCUUGGCACUCGUCCUCGAAAGUAUUCUCUACGAGUCAACACUGUCUUUGGUCCCGUUCUAGGUUCCUUCUGUGUCCUCUUCGUAGCUGCGAUAUGGACAAUCUUCACUAAACGUCAAGAAGUCAACUACAAACUCCUUACGACCCUCAUGACAAUGUGGCUGCUCUCCACAGUGCACUUGAUACUGGAUGUCACCCGUGCCAAGGCUGCUUUCAUUGAUGCCCGAGAGCUUCCAGACGGAACUCCUGGGUCUUUGGUAUAUUAUCUCGACUUGUCCAGCCCGCUUCAAGCGGCGAAGUCGGCCACAUACGUGACCAUCACGUUGGUCGGUGAUGGAUUCAUGAUAUACCGCUGUUACGUCAUCUGGGGUCGAUGGUACAUGGGUUUGAUUCCUGCCAUAAUGCUCUGUGGGACGGGAGUACCCGGAUAUGGAGCGGCGUACGAGGUCUCUAAAGUUGCACCUGGCGCCGAGGUGUUCGUCCCGGAUAUUCUCAAGUGGGUUACGAGUUUCUUUGUACUAACGUUCGCGACGAAUGUCAUUUGCACAGGGUUGAUCGUGAUCAGGAUCCUCUCCGUGCAGAGAGCCCUAUCCAAGUUGCACUCAACUCGAGAGCACCUCUCGCUUAAGACAAUUAUUAUCGUCACGGAGUCCGCUGCGCUGUACUCUGCCACCGUCCUAUCGCUGUUGAUCUCGUACACCAGCGGUUCGAAUGGACAAUACCUUGUCCUUGAUCUCACCUCCCCGCUCAUCGGAGUAGUCUUCACCCUCAUCAUCCUCCGAGUGACCCUUGUGUCCGAAUCAGAACAGAUCUAUUCAGCAUCCAUACAGCUCUCUACCCACACCAGCAACUCCAGAGUGGCUCGAACAGAGGAAUAUGGAAUGCAACCUCGGAGGACGACUGUCGCCUCGGUCAAUGUUUCGCACUUCACGGAGAGGAAUAGCCUUGACAACAAAGUGGCUAGCAAUAGCAUGGUUUGA